AUGGCUCCCAAGGUCGCUAUCGUCUACUACUCCAUGUACGGCCACAUCCAGGCCUUGGCCGAGGCCGAGAAGAAGGGUAUCGAGUCUGCCGGUGGUCAGGCUGAUAUCUUCCAGAUCGCCGAGACCCUCAGCGAAGAGGUCCUGACCAAGAUGCACGCUCCUACCAAGUCCAGCUACCCCAUUGCCGAGCCUGCCGACCUCCUUGCCUACGAUGCCGUCCUGUUCGGUAUCCCCACCCGUUACGGUAACUUCCCUGCCCAGUGGAAGACUUUCUGGGACAAGACCGGCGGUAUCUGGGCCACCGGUGGCUACUGGGGCAAGCACGCUGGUCUCUUCGUCUCUACUGGUACCCAGGGCGGUGGCCAGGAGUCCACUUGUCUUGCCGCCAUGAGCACCCUCGCUCACCAUGGUUUCGUUUAUGUGCCGCUUGGAUACAAGACUGUCUUCGCUCAGCUCUCCAACCUGGACGAGGUUCACGGUGGUAGCGCCUGGGGUGCCGGUACAUUCGCUGGUGCCGACGGUUCCCGCCAGCCCAGUGCUCUCGAGAUCGAGGUCGCCACCGCCCAGGGCAAGGCCUUCUACGAGACUGUUUCCAAGGGCCAGUGA
Penicillium olsonii is the source of this 606-nucleotide messenger RNA. The record is from the annotation of a GenBank genome assembly. NCBI's taxonomy places the organism in Eukaryota, Fungi, Ascomycota, Eurotiomycetes, Eurotiales, Aspergillaceae.